CUGUGACGGUCCUGGACGCUCCGUCGCGAUGGGCUCUGGAAGCUGCCUUUCGAAGUCUAGAACCAUGGAAAUCGUGGAUACGUCGUGCCUGCGAUGGGGCUUUUUCUCCAUCGGCUUCUUCCCCCUCCCCUCUCCAGUCCCAGCAGUCCAGCAGUCCAGCCGUCCAGCAGCAGUCCAGCCAGAUUGGAAUUGCGCCAUUGCCGAGACCAACGCCACUGACACUUUGCAACCUCAGAGUCCGGGAUAGAUAAAGGAGAUGCAUAUUGCGGAGCAUUCAGCUCAGAUACCUACACCUUCUUGGGAUAAUAUUAUAUUGACAGGGGACAAAAGAAGGGAGUAUGUUCGGUCGGUUCGGUUCCCAUGGUUCUGGUUCAAAUCCAAACCAGAGGCGACCAGAUCAUACUGUACUACUUACUGUACCUAUAUACAUAAGCGGAAUACUCCGUUCGGCAAUCAUCCGCAUCAACGAACCACUCACUCACUAGUUAC
Aspergillus heteromorphus CBS 117.55 is the source of this 489-nucleotide messenger RNA. RefSeq lists its product as uncharacterized. Lineage: Eukaryota; Fungi; Ascomycota; Eurotiomycetes; Eurotiales; Aspergillaceae. Bases 65 to 247 code for a protein of 60 amino acids. The transcript has a single exon. The record is from RefSeq and is a predicted model, not a curated record.